AUGUACCACCAAGCUCCGCCGGCAAUCAACUUGGCCUAUGGCUAUGAGGACGUGAGUUUUUUCAGUCGAUCUAAUAGGUUUUACUGAUUAGAAGACCAUAACUGAGGUCUUAGAGCAAAACGAGCUAGAUCAGAAAAUAUUCAGACGAACCAAUUUGGAUCCGGAUCCGCUUCGGCGUUCACGUCUGUCGUCAGGUUAUCCGCAACUCGUCAGUCCAGCACUCCUCAAUCGGACCAAAACCUUCCCCGUCAGCAUAAUCAGACUAUUCGAGAGAUCCCAAUUAAAAAAGAGCUCGAGGUUGUGAAAGUGGAUGAGAUCAUUUCGGAAAUGAUCAAGGCCGAAGUAAAAGCAAGUCGGGUGGAAUGGGAGAAGGAUAUGAAGAAGAACUACGUCUCAAAGAGCCUGUUCGAAGAACAGACAGUACUAUUGUUCAUGUUCCGACGACUAUUGGAGAACAACAAAAAACUAUUCAAGAGUCUGUCGACGAACUGAAGGCGUCAACGGUUCGACAGAGCUCAUUUGACGAGCAGAUCAGUUCGUUCUCUUCUGAUCUCGGUGAUCUGAUCAGUUCGUCGAAAAAGGAGCUGUCGGAUACCUUCGAGGCCAGCAAGGAGGCGCUCGAAGCAAGCAAAAAACACUUCAGUCAAAUCGAAGCUCAACACGAAGAAUUAGUCAAGCUUCUUUCAUUGGUACACGGUCUCCAGAGCUUACAAUAGGCGCAAGUGCGCCCCGCCCAAUAGAGCGAUACAUUGGCGCGAAAUUCAAAUUUUAACAGCCAAAUUUGUGUUCUUUGCCAGAUUAGCCACGAAAAACCGCCAAUUUCUCAUUUGUCUCUCGAUAGACCGAUUGUAUAGGCCAUUACGAAUUUUUUUAAGCGCUAGAGCGUUAAAUUUGGUCAAGUCGCAAAUCACAUUUAUCCGUUUGAAUGUUUUUGGCUAAAACUGCGUGAAUUUCAGUUGCUUUUCGGUAAUUUUCGCGGUUCGAGCGCUCAAAAUGCUUGUAUUCACGUGAUUUAUCAUUCUUAAAACAAAUUCUGUCGGAAAACGGUCAAGAAAGCGCAAAAUGAGAAGUGCGGUUUUUAGGCGGCUAUCGGCGGCGAAGGCGAAAAAGCAAAGUUCGCGAAAAUGCGCCAAAACGUCAUUAAUUCUGAGAAUUAGUGUGUUUUCAUGUCGAACAAUCAUGUUUCAUCGCCUUUGACCACAAAAAUCAGAGAAAACCUGCUCAAUUCAUGAAAACGCCAUUUGGCCGAGGCCACGCCCAUAUUGUCAGCUCUGGAUACCAUGGGUAAGGUAUUGGGAAAUUCGAAAUGAAAUCAAGUUUUUGAGAAAACUUCUGGAACAAUUGAGGUGAUAUAAAAUAGUCUAAAAAUUUAUUAUAAACUUUCAAAAUGGGCACAAGUUGAUCAGAUUAUUCGAGGCUACCCCGGAUCAGAACCGAUCAAAACAUGACUUCAUGUAACAAAAACCACCAGCCGAUCGGUUCUGAUUCGGCACAGUUCUGAUACUGAUUCGGCACAGUUCGGACACUUUUGAUUCGGGGUAGCCUCGAUUAUUCGUGAUGAGUACUGUAUAUUUGAAGAAGCAGCAAGGAAUUGUUCAAAGUCGUUUCGAGACCCGUCCGGCGGCAAAAAUUGGCGACCGCCAAUUUUAAAUUUUAAAACCUCAUUGCUUUCCGAAAUUUCUUUGAGUCUCGUUUCUUGCGCGGCUGUUUGUCGGAAAAGUUUUUCCUCAGUUACUAAUUGACAUCUGUUUCGCAAAAUUCAAAAGUUUCUCACUUUUUUUGUGUCGUUUCUUCGUAAAAAGAGGCUAAAUUUCGUGUUCAGAUCGAUAUGGACGAGUGCCUGAAAAUGCUCACCUUCAUCGCCGCCCACCAGCAAUCCGUGGAAAAAAAUGCCGCACAGGUUAGUUGCGAAAGUUUGUUUUUGUGAUCAUGUUUAUUGUUUCAGGUUUACAAUGAAUGUCUUCUGGAAGGAUUCAGAAGACAAUCAAUGUACAUGCCGUGCCCGAAUCCCCUCCAGAUGCCAAUGCCUUCGUACGGUUACGCAGAGCACACCAAUCUGGGCCCGGAAAUCGCUCGGUUCAUGUCGCCGAGUCCACAAGUGAGCGGAUUUCAGCCAGAUUCCCUCAGAAAAGGUUUAUUUUCAGGCGACGAUUCACGAACACAGUGCCAGGAGCAGUCCUCUCGCGUUUGGCACCCAGCCAAUCCCUGCGAUCCCUUUCGGCUCGUUCAGUUGCACAAAUUCUCCGCUCGACAGAUCGAAUGGCGUGGGACCUCCUCCGCUUUUCUGGAACAUUCCGCCAAUGGAGCAGAGGCGCGCAAUGUCUUUGGUGAGUUAUCUUUCCAGAAACCACCAAGAAUGUACUCUUUUCAGCCGGCUUUACCGAUUCCCUUGUCCGACAGACCAUCGUUACUGGUCACAUCGCCCACUUCGGAAUACAGCACAACGUGCUCAUCCCCUGAAUUCGUCUCCAAUCCGUCUCCAAUCACUCGGCCACUGACGCAAUUUCCACUCGGUCAUGUUACGGAUUCUGACGAAGAAAAGCAGACGCCGAAAAACCGCAGAAAACGGAGAAAUUCGGCGAGUCAGAAGGAUAAUCAGACGACAAAGCGAGCGAAGAAGGUCAAAGAGUCGAAGAUGUCAGGAACCAGCGAAACGGACACAACUGAAUCGGACGGGAGCCCAUGGUCGUCUCCGAUAAUACAAAACGAGGAAAGUCCGAAGCCGAUGGACGUGAAUCUGAAGGACAACGUGCUCCGCUGGCAACAAGGCGGCCGAAAGAUCACGCUGAAGAUGAUGAAAUAG
This is a messenger RNA of Caenorhabditis sp. 36 PRJEB53466, 2803 nucleotides long. NCBI's taxonomy places the organism in Eukaryota, Metazoa, Nematoda, Chromadorea, Rhabditida, Rhabditidae. The record is from the annotation of a GenBank genome assembly.